Canariomyces notabilis is the source of this 3333-nucleotide messenger RNA. RefSeq lists its product as uncharacterized. The transcript is spliced from 3 exons. The record is from RefSeq and is a predicted model, not a curated record. Lineage: Eukaryota; Fungi; Ascomycota; Sordariomycetes; Sordariales; Chaetomiaceae. Bases 292 to 3333 code for a protein of 1013 amino acids.
UUUGCGAGAGGCAUCAUUGGUCACGACUGGCGUUUGCUGCUUGGCGCCGCGGAUGGAAAUGAUUGGAUGUGGACGCUUUGUGGCGUUUUGGGCGGGGUAGCUGAGCCUGAUCAUCCAUUUCACCGCGCACCGCGGUUUGCCAUCGUCCACGAGAAGCAUCAAUACUCACUCUCCACCUGCCACCAUCAGACACCAAGGGCACGACGUGGCCGCUACUGGGAGGGCCCUCGCACUGUUCGCCGAAGCGCAGCAUGCGCGACCUGACAACUUGUAUGAAUCUCGGUCUCGCCCAUGCAAGCUCUUAUGCCGGUAGCCAUGAUUUCCGGCAACCUCAGCCAGCGCAUCUCUUUAGCCGGAUGGACAGCCGCCCUUUGUCUCCCCAUCGGUGCGGUUGCGGUUUGGCUCUGGGUCUAUCCCGCGUUCACUCGUCCAAACCCCGCACCGUUGUCUCCGGCGGCGCCAACUUCGGAUCCAAAACGACCCACGCAAAAAGGCGUCAGCCUCCAUCAAGCCAACCCCGACAAGAAUAAGACAGAUACCCUCGAAGACGCCCUAGAGCCCGAAGAAAGUCCUACUCGAGAAAGAGGUGUUCCUCUUCGUGAAGCCAGUUCUCACCCUGAGCACGACCAACGCCGAAAAGAUCAGACAGAACCCGACAAUCCGACACAAAUCCACCCAAAAAGCAAGGGUGUCAAUCUCCGCCAAGUCUACCCUUCUCCCGAGAACAAGAUCGCAACUGACGUCGACAUUAUCGCCAUCCAUGGCCUCGACACGCAGUCGCCUGACACUUGGAUAUGGGAUCCGAAAGGGAUCUCCGUCAACUGGCUGGAAGACCCGCGCAUGCUGCCCAAGCGGUUUCCGACCGCCCGCAUUUUCACCUGCGACUGGCCUGCUGACCUCUUCGAGCAGCCAGGUUUCGUCCAAAAGAUGAUCGACGAGUUUGCUCGGCUGCUGCUCGCUGGAAUUAAAAGCCGGCCUCCAGCGACGAACGACCAACCCAGACGCGACCGGCCAAUUGUCUUCGUCGCGUCAUGCCUCGGUGGCAUCAUCCUGGCAAAGGCGCUUGUGAUGGCUAGCCGCGAGUAUGAAUCCGUGAAGCAAGCGACACGCGGCAUCGUCUUCCUUGCCACGCCCUUCCGGGGUACAUCGUUCCAACACGUUGCUACGUGGGCUGAGCCCGGUCUGAGGCUCUGGGCUUCGAUCCGGGACAAGAACGUCUCUAACCUGCUUGAGCUCGUGAAAUCUACUUUCGACCUUGGAGAGCUUGUCCGCAGCUUCACUGCUCUCUGCCAAAAAAGCGAACUUACAGAACAUGUAUUUAUCUUUUACGAGACCGGCAAGUCAAGUCUCCCACGCAAAGUAGCUCCCUGGCUCCCCGCCUCUUUGUCUCAAGAGCAACCGCUGGUUGAUAGUGCUUCUGCGACCCUGGACAUGGUCUCACAUCCAUUACCCCUUAAUCGGCCCCACGUAACCAUGAACAAGUUUUAUGGUCCUAACGAUCCGGAAUACGUUUCUGUUACUAGGGUGAUUGACAUUCUUCUUUGCGACAUUCGUAACGGCCAGCCUAUUGAGAAAGCAGACCUCUGGAUCCGGAAUAACUGCUAUUCCCUGGCAGAGCUCAAGAUCGAACGACUCUCGGGCGACCUGCUUCCGAUGGAUCGGUGCUACAUUAACCUUGCUAUUGUGGAGCAACCCGGCGACAAGACUAGCCGCUCAGACGAAGGUACAGCGCAAAAGGGUUCUCCAUUUUCACUCCUCGCUAGACUGAAGGUUGAGACACCGGACAAGACUAUCGAGGUCACACUGCCGACUCUAUUUAAUCCCCGCAAGGCGCGCGACGGCGAGGAGCGACUACCGCGUCGGAUCCUGAUUCGUGGACGAGCAGGAGUAGGCAAGACCACUCUAUGCAAGAAGAUUGUCUAUGAAUUCACGCAUGGCGAACAGUGGCAGGAGUGGCGGGACUUAUUUGAUCGUGUCCUUUGGGUGCCCCUGCGGAAUCUGAAGCGGGACGAGCGACGCCGCAUCGCUGGAUAUGACAUGCCAGAUCUGUUCCGACAUGAGUACUUCUCCCACACUCAAGGCGAAGUCCUUGCCGAUGCAUUAUGCCAAACGUUAGAAGACACCAAAAGUGCCAGAACUUUGUUUCUGCUCGACGGCCUCGACGAAGUGUCUCAAAAUUUGGGUGACAGCGAUAUGCUCCGCUUUCUUAAGAAACUCUUGAAUCAGCCUAAUGUCAUCAUCACGUCUCGGCCAAACGCAAUGCUUCCUUUUGGUCUGGAUCCUAUCCAACUGGAGUUAGAGACUAUCGGAUUCUAUCCCGACCAAGUGAGGGCCUAUGUGGAAAAGGCCUUUACCGAUCCAGAAACGGGCGAAACGGAUCCAGAAAAGCCAGGCAAGAUUCAGUCGUACCUCCAAGAGCACCAGCUAGUCCAAGGACUUGUGCGGAUCCCUGUUCAGCUGGAUGCGCUCUGUUACACCUGGGGCAGCUUCGGCGAUAAGCCUAUCCCGCAGACCAUGACAGCCAUCUACAGAGCCAUCGAGGAAAGUCUGUGGAAGAAGGAUAUCGUGAGGCUGGAGAAGCGGACUGCAGGUCAAAUACGCGUUGCUCGCCGGCCCGAGAUCAAAAGUUUUGUCAAGGAUGAGGUCCAUAUCCUUGAGCUUCUCGCCUUCACCGGCAUGUAUAACGAUCUCAUAGACUUUGAGCCAAGGCAUCGCGACGCUAUAUCCGAACAGCUCAACGCCACUGGGACGAACCUGUGUUUUGACGAGAUUCUCGGACACCUUUCUUUUCUACGAUCGUCGGAUCCCUCCUCAAAUGACGUCGAUCGAAAUUACCACUUCCUACACCUCACCUUUCAAGAGUAUUUUGCAGCGCGGUAUUUUAUACGACACUGGGAAGCUGAACAACAGCUCAACUGUCUGCAACUCAGCGAUGGAGAUUGUAACAGUAUUAAACCGGUUAAACCUGCGACUUUCCUUCAGAAGCACAAGUAUGAUCCUCGUUACGAUAUCUUCUGGCGCUUUGUCGCCGGCUUACUUGACGCUGAUGGGAAGGCACUCGGCAUCUUCCAGACGAUUGAGGAGGAGCCACGCGACCUCCUGGGCCCUACACAUCAGCGACUGGUCAUGCAUUGCCUAAGCGAAGUCGAGCAGAAGAAGAAGUCGACUUUCACGGAACUUCGGGCGAAGCUAGAACAACAACUGGAAGAGUGGCUGCUGUUCGAAUGCGAUUUCACGAAAAGUUCCGGCUUAGCCCAAGAAAUGGAGUGUCCAGAGCAGACGAGCAGCAGUGCCAUACAGUGUCAUAAACGUCGCAUCUUCCUGGCUAAGUGA